AUGGGCAAUGUUCUGGAUUCAGGAGUGCGGAUUCCAAGAGGGCUUUUUAUGCUUUCUUUCACAGACUUAGGAAAUUAUGACCAGUGCCUUGCAAUAGACGAAGAAGCCGAUGAGAUGAAAAUACAGGGGAAAUAUGCUGUUUUUACACUGCCCUUUAAUCAGACAUUGCAAUUCCCAUUUGUUAAUUUCACUCAAAGGAAUUUGGAGAAUAGAAAAUUUGUACAAUUUAAAAGCAUUAUUCAGGAAGUUCAGUCAAUAGCAGUUCCCAAUAUUGAUUCCGAUUCAUUGGACCCAGAAAAUCCUUUGUCUAUUGCUGGAAUGCGUUUCGCUGCAUGUAUGCCCAAGUCCUGUAGUUUGAACGACUGGUUGGAUAUGCCUUUUAUCAACAUUACUGCUUGGGGUAUUAAAGUUCAAAGGGAGUUCUACCGUCUACCCAAUGACAAACCCUGGGUUGGUGCCGAUUAUGCGGCUAUUGGAAUCUUAUCAGCCCUGGGUCUUAUAACAAUUCUUGCUACUCUUUAUGAUAUCAACCACAUCGUCAUUAAAAAGCAAGACCCAAAGAAAGCGAACACAUAUUACCGAAUAUUCUCAGUAUAUACUAAUACUCGCCGACUUUUGACCUUUGUACCAAACCCAAAUGCUUUGGAUUGCUUGGACGGAAUCAGAUCCAUAUCUAUGCUGUGGGUCAUUCUUGGUCACGCUUUUUCUAUGCACAACUUUCACGCAAACCUCACUGAUGCUCUGCUGUGGUUGACAAGCGCCGAUGCUAUAAUAAUUUCAACGGGCUUAUUCUCAGUAGAUUCUUUUCUAUUGAUGGCUGGGCUUUUGCUUGUCUACACAACUGUUGGAAAGCUAAGAGGAAAUCAACUGAUAAAGCGUCUGCAUUUAUUUUAUCUCAAUCGCAUUCUACGAAUGUUUCCGCUGUUGGCUAUCUUAGUUCUCCUAGAAGCCUCUUUACUACAUCGAAUAGGAGACGGACCUUACUGGGAAAAGGUUGCGUCAAAUACAGAAGCUUGUAGAACUUUUUGGUGGACUACUUUGUUGCACAUACAGAAUUAUGUCAACCCUGAAGACAUGUGCAUUAAACACUCCUGGUACAUUGCUAUUGAUAUACAACUGCAUAUCUUGUCACCAUUGGUUCUAUACUGGGUCUUAAGUAAAAACCGUAAAGCAGCUUGGACGUCACUAUCAACAUCAUUUUUAGCUGUAAUGACUGCUUCGACAAUUUUCAUUUUUAUGAAAGAUCUGCCAUCUACCAAUAUGACUAUACCACGUCUCGAAGAACAAACCUAUUAUAUGAAUGUUUUCUACAUGAAUACUUUGACAAGAGCUUCUCCAUUUUUAAUUGGAAUGAUAGCAGGAUACAUUAUAAAUAUGUAUAAAGGAAAAGAACUUAAACUGAAUAUGUUUUUCGUCAUAAUCGCUUGGAUUAUUUCACUUGCACUUAUUGGAUUCUGUUUUUAUGCUUCAUACGAGGUAAUGCAACUGGAUUGGGACGAUCAAGUUCUAGACAGUCUAUUUAAUGCAUUCAUGAGAGCAAUUUGGUCUAUUGGUUUGUCAUGGCUAAUAUUUGCCUGCGUCAAAGGAUACGGCGGGCCAAUAAAUUGGUUACUAACGCUUCCUAUCUGGAAACUACCAGCUCGGAUCUCAUUUGCGAUGUACUUAUAUCAUUAUCCCCUUAUGUUUAUGAUUGCUGGAAUGCAACUACAACCGACCUACUUCACUGUGUCAGGACGAAUGUACGACUUCCUGGCAUUUUUGUCUAUAUCUUUUCUGGUAUCAUUCGCUGUAACAGUGCUUGUGGAUGCUCCAUUUUCAGUAAUAAUCAAAAUAUUAAUGGAAGGAGGACAAAAACGCCCCCCAAAGCCAGCAGAAAAUGGAAGUCAUAAGACCGGUCCCUUGCCAACCAAAGACGUCUCUGCCUUAGAAAGGAACAUAAUCACAACACUACAAAAAGAUCCCUCUAUAAUGGAGAAAAACCAAGCCUUAGUAGGUGAAAAUAUAUCAGCUGAGAAGAAUGGUAUUCCGGUUCACAGUAACGGCGUGACCUCUGAAAAAAAUGGAUGUAUCCUGGAAACAUCUCCACUCAAUGAAGAAGUUUCCAAUGCAAAUGGUACUGUAAUUGUUAAAAAUGAUACAAUUUGUGAACCUAAUGGAAAAAUAGAUCACAAUGGGACUGGAAAAGAAGAACUUCAUGUUGAAUCGACCAAAGACAUAUCAAGAUUUUAA
Molecule: messenger RNA, 2229 nt
Organism: Danaus chrysippus (African queen)
Lineage: Eukaryota; Metazoa; Arthropoda; Insecta; Lepidoptera; Nymphalidae
Source: the annotation of a GenBank genome assembly